Messenger RNA from Triticum aestivum (bread wheat), 2236 nucleotides. RefSeq names its product protein ROOT PRIMORDIUM DEFECTIVE 1. Gene Ontology annotation, molecular function: RNA binding. The transcript is spliced from 3 exons. Lineage: Eukaryota; Viridiplantae; Streptophyta; Magnoliopsida; Poales; Poaceae. The coding region runs from base 56 to 1573 and encodes 505 amino acids. The record is from RefSeq and is a predicted model, not a curated record.
AAUGAUAGUUCAACUGGUUAGAAUGCAUUGGCCAGCGGAAAGAAAGAAAUAAAACAUGAAAAUUGCGUCGCGAUUCGCGUCUCGUGCGCAUCCGACGGCCUGCCUCUUUCACCCGCGUUUGCUACCACUCGGCCUCUCUCUUUCGCUGGCCGCCGCCAAAACCAAUCCCCAAACAACGAUGCUCCGCCGCAUCGCCGCCCUACGGCCGCCGCCGCCGCGCGCGGUGGCGGCGGCGCUCGUCGGAGGGGCCGACGCAGGCUACUCCUCCAAGUCCACCUCCCUCCCCCAGAAGCAGCAGCGCGUCCGCGACCACGCCUUCGACGGCAUCAUGGAGGUCCAGAAGCGCGUCCGCCGCUUCCUCGCGCUCCACGCGCUGCUCCUCUACGCCGCCACCCCCACCGCGCCCUCGGGCAAAUUCUCCGCCGGGGGCAGCGGCGCGGUCUCCGUGCCCUUCUCCCGCCUCGGCGCCCUCUCGCGCCGCCAGCUCCGCCUCGCGCCCCUCGACGCCGGCAACUUCAUGCUGCGCCACCCGCACGCCUUCCACCUCUUCCUCCACCCCGUCCACCGCAUCCUCCACGCGCGCCUCACCCCGCGCGCCUCCGCCGCGCUGCGCCUCGAGGCCGACGCCAUCGCCUCCUUGCGCCCCGGCGCCGUCCUCCGCCUCCGCAAGCUGCUCCUCCUCGCGCCCCCGCACCACCGCCUCCGCCUAGAGCACAUCCGUCUCCUCCGCCGCGACUUCGGCCUCCCCGACGACUUCGCCGACUCCAUCAUCCUGUCCAAUCCCGCCCUGUUCCGCCUCACGCCUGACGGGUUCGUCGAGUUUGUGCCCUCCCCUGACGAUCCACCCGACCUCACCGUCGCCGCCGUCGAGCGCUCCCGGGAGCGCCACUACCGCGAGCACCGCGCUCCCGGUGCCGGCGAGGAGGACGCGCGCUUCGCGUUCCCCACCCGCUUUCCGCCGGGCUUUAAGAUUGGCAAGUAUUUCCGCAUUGCAGUUUGGAAGUGGCAGCGCCUCCCCUACGCUUCCCCGUAUGCGGACGUCUCUGGCCACGACCUGCGCUCACUUGAGGCACAACGCCGCAUGGAGAAGCGUGCUGUCGCUGCUGUCCAUGAGCUGCUCUCUCUCACAGUCGACAAGCGUACCACGCUAGAGCGUCUCGCGCUCUUCCGCGACGCCCUUGGUGUGCCAAAGAAGAUUAAAGAGUUCUUGCGUAAGUAUCAGGGGAUAUUCUACAUAUCAACAAGAGGAAACCAGGGGAAGCUGCACACUGUGUUCCUCCGGGAGGCAUACUAUAAAGGGGAGCUUUUAGAUUCCAAUGAGAUACAUGACGCAAGGCGGAAGCUGGAGGAGCUGCUCUUGAUGAGCCGAGAGAAGGCGAAUUUGGAUCGUAUGUUCACCAGCAUGGGUCGUGGAUGGGAUGAGCUUGGUGGUGGUCGUCGUGGAGGAGCAGAAUUGAGGGAGAAGUUUCUUGGGGAUGCAGGUGGCAGAAAGAGGAAAGUUGGUGCUGGCAUUGAUGACGAUGGUGCCGAUAGUGGGGAGGACUCAGGAGUUGAAUCACUCUACAUCGAAUGAGGAACAGAAUCAUACAAUGACACUGAAUGUCAUAUAGUGAAGCCUGAGUUCUGAAUCUGGCAUGGGAACCAUAUUGGAGGAUUGAUUUAUCAUGCUAGCAUCUACACCAUGGUGUAGUGAUCUUGAGUGAUAAGAGAGUGUUAUAUUCUGAGGUGAAAAUUUGAGUGAGAGUUCUCGUCCUAAACUUGCGGACCCUAUGAAUUGGGGAAGUUAUCACCCUCAAUGCUGCCAUGCAUCUGCACUAGAAUGGUUGAUGGAAUCUUCAUUUGCUCAGCAUUAUGUGAAGGGACAAAGACACAAGCAAGAGAACUCCUUUCUGCCCCCAAGCUAAUUUGAUCAGUGUCAUUUGACUUGCAAACCAAGAUCAAUGGAGAUGUAAUGUUCAUGAGGGCUACUUGAGGAGUAGUGUUCUGCUGCACGGAAACUUUAUUGAGCACCGAUUUGGGGGCCAUCAGACCUGUGGUGGUUGGUGUGCUGUGCCUUCUUCAAGGUAACAUUUCAAGGGUAUUGGGCCACGUAAAGGCAGGAGUUUUCUGCUGUCAGUAUGUAAAAGUUUUUUUUUUUUGAGGAAGUGGAAGUUGAGCUGCCGAUAUAUUAAGCAGGAGUAAACAAAUACAAUGAUUCUCUUGUUUUACAAGAGGUUGGGAUUAAGGUUUCCCACAC